AUGUCUAUUCAGCAAGGCAAUAAUCAAUCAUCAUUGAAUAAUUUGUCCGAGCAUGAUUCCAGUAAAUCAGCUACUAGUGGAAUUACAGGUGGUUCUAUAGGUGCUUUCGGUAGUGGUAAAGGUAAAGAAGGAUCAACUCCAAUAGGUACCUACGAUACUAGUACACGUCACAAUGUUCCUGAUAGUGAACAGAUCGAUUCAUGGAGUGACGGUAUACCAGGAACGCAAACUAGUAAAAACAAGAAUAAAAAAUAA
Molecule: messenger RNA, 255 nt
Organism: Rotaria sordida
Lineage: Eukaryota; Metazoa; Rotifera; Eurotatoria; Philodinida; Philodinidae
Source: the annotation of a GenBank genome assembly